Messenger RNA from Scomber scombrus (Atlantic mackerel), 1168 nucleotides. Its product is annotated as NACHT, LRR and PYD domains-containing protein 1 homolog. The coding region runs from base 382 to 1107 and encodes 241 amino acids. Lineage: Eukaryota; Metazoa; Chordata; Actinopteri; Scombriformes; Scombridae. The transcript is spliced from 8 exons. The record is from RefSeq and is a predicted model, not a curated record.
UCUGAGGGUCCAAAAGAACCUCCUGGGAUUUGAAGGAGUUGUCCGCAACUGCAAUCUGUUUGCAACCUUAGGAGGAAAGGAGAUCAUGGUGAAUGCCAACAAACGAGGCAACCUCUGGAUUCCACGUAACGUGUCCUUUUACCUUGGAUUCACCAUUAGAGGUCUGGUAGCCUUUAAUAUCCGGACCAAGAACACCAAACAGGGGCCUCUGAAAAGCUGUGCUUCUUGUAGCGGUGUCAUGGACUCCAGCUGGACUGCAACCACACCUGACUGGAGAACAGAGCACGGUAUCCUGACCUACAUGUAAGAAUAACACCUUUCAAUGUGUCAGCACAAGGGAAAUAAAAAAAAGUCAGGGCUGUGAAUCGUGACAUUUUUUUAAUGCAGAGGUUGCAGUCUGAAGCAGGACAGUUCAAAUGCAGUGUAUCUGGACUACGCUGGGUUUGUAAGAAAAAAGUCAUCUUCACAUACCAGUUUAAAUCUUGGGAGGAACACCGACAGAAGCUGAACUUGGUGCAUUGCAAACCAGGAGGUCCCCUGAUGGAUAUUACAGUCAUAGAUGGAGAGCUUGACGAAGUGCAUCUCCCACACUGGAUCUGUAUAGAUGGCUUCCCUCAAGUUUCAGACAAGUUUGCAGUUCUACACAAAGGCCAAUCUGUAGUAGUGUCAGAGGUCACAUCAUCACAUGUCAGAUUAUUCCAACCCAGCUUCCCUACAAAUGGAGUCAUGAUAACAGAUGGUUAUCCAGUGAAGGCCCACUGUAAUGUCUUGAUUUAUCAGACCAACAGGAAGCAACUCACAUUGCACAUUCAUCUGAUCCUUUGUGAUCCUGAUCAACAGCAGAAAGUGGAGCAAAUGGAAAGGGCCAGCCAAUCCAGAAUCAUCCAAAAACCAAACCCAGAGAAGUCACUACAAAUACUGGAUUCAUUCACCCUCACAACUGAUGCAGAGCCUGCAGAAAUUUCCCCUGCUGUGGUACACAGUAUACCACAUUUCUUUAAGGUGGUCAUUGAAAAUGCAAGCAGUGACUUCAGGCUCACACUAGGAGAUAAAGAAAAUCACACUGUAUGGACCUGUGCGAUUUCAAAAGAUGAGUACCAAAACUAAAACAGUGGAGAGAAACACCAUGAGGAGGUAACAAAAGGAGGAUUCUGGAGAAUUACAUUGC